This is a messenger RNA of Arachis ipaensis, 462 nucleotides long. The record is from RefSeq and is a predicted model, not a curated record. NCBI's taxonomy places the organism in Eukaryota, Viridiplantae, Streptophyta, Magnoliopsida, Fabales, Fabaceae.
AUGUCAAUGCUUAGUGCUGGAAACAAAACUGUUUACUUAUUUCAUCUCUCUGAAAAUGCGCAUAUUCUUGAUGGUUGGCAUAAUGGCAAGUCUUGCAGGCUUCGAUGGUGCAACCAGCUCUCCCCACCCGUGGAACAUCGGGCCUUCACCCCCGAAGAAGACGACACUAUAAUCAAAGCUCAUGCUCGGUUCGGUAACAAGUGGGCCACCAUAGCCCGACUCCUUUCUGGCAAAACCGACAAUACCAUUAAGAACCACUGGAACUCCACCCUCAAACGCAAGUGCGCCUCCAUGGGCCCCAUCGACGAUCCUCACUUCGCGCAGCCACUCAAACGCUCCAUCAGCAUUAGCGCCGCCGUACCCGUGUCAACGAUGGUGGUGAGGUACUUGUUGCCGACGGUGAUGGCGACGACGGAGGUGGCAGGCCGUGGCCCAACUCGUCCAUGCCCUUCACCACUUUGA